CUCUGACAUUUAAAAUAUAUAACCUAAAACAAUUAAAAUAAAUAUUUUCGUAAUUUCUUCAUUUGAGUUGAAUUAAAAUGUCUAAUAGCAACCUAUUUCUAAAGUCCGCAUUCGUGCGGGCUCCACUGCAGAACGGCGUUGGCCGCUACGUUUGUCAGCUGCAGCGAAUUGUGCUGAAAUUCUGCAAAAGCCAUGGAGGCAGCCGUGGUAUAAGAGACUUCAUUGAACAAGAUUUGGUUAAUUUUGCAAAACAAAACCCCAGUGUUGUUGUAUACCUGAAGCCCCGAAGGCACAGAAGCCCUGCUGUUGUGGCAGAGUACUUAAAUGGUGACAGAGUAUGGAUGAGCAUGCACCUUAAAACCCACUCGGAAAUCACUAAGUGGAUUGAAGUACUAAGAACUCAACAAGGCGACGUUUCCGGGGCACGUCUAAGAAAAUACCAAUACACAGAUCAUCCAUCAUUACAAGGACCCUGGACACCUUUCACCUUCAAGGAUCCAGAGCUCAAUGUAGCUCAGUUGCCUGACCCCAAGUUCGGAGCAAAUAACAGAAUUCCUAUGUCAGCAACUGAAAAAUUGAGAAUCAUGUUCGAGAAACAGAAGAUCAGCGAUGAGGAAGUCAAGACUGGGGAAUAGACAAUUCUAGAUUUAAAUUGGAAACACAGAGGAUCUUAGAAUUGUAUGGCAAAAGUAAUACAUAUUAUUUAAAUUAUUGUACUGGAUAGGUUUUCUUUGUAUUGAACCAUAAAAAAUUGUUCAUAACUGGAAAUGCCUUAAAUACAUUAAAUGGUUCUUUUAAAUAAAGCAUAGUACGACCAUGCUGAUAUGACUCACAGUUAUUAACGUUCCUAAAAUUAAACAUUUCAAAAAUUACUUGCUGCAGUGAUUUUUCAUAAUUUGGUAUAAGAAAAGGUUUACAGUCUAAGUUUAAGUAUCUAUAGCCAUUCAGAUUAUCUAAUUUUUACAAAACUUUCUAUUACAUAUAGGUCCAUGGCAUAUUUUAUAAAUAGUGUAAAUAUUGUGUAGAAAGUAGCCAAAUAUGAUUGUAAUGUUUAAGUAUGAAUAAAUAGAUUAGUUCGAAAUU
Messenger RNA from Pararge aegeria (speckled wood butterfly), 1083 nucleotides. RefSeq names its product 39S ribosomal protein L43, mitochondrial (gene mRpL43). Gene Ontology annotation, molecular function: structural constituent of ribosome. The record is from RefSeq and is a predicted model, not a curated record. Bases 78 to 635 code for a protein of 185 amino acids. The transcript is spliced from 3 exons. Lineage: Eukaryota; Metazoa; Arthropoda; Insecta; Lepidoptera; Nymphalidae. Gene Ontology annotation, biological process: mitochondrial translation. Gene Ontology annotation, cellular component: mitochondrial large ribosomal subunit.